Molecule: messenger RNA, 1665 nt
Organism: Fusarium poae
Lineage: Eukaryota; Fungi; Ascomycota; Sordariomycetes; Hypocreales; Nectriaceae
Exons: 9
Coding region: 1-1665 (554 amino acids)
Source: RefSeq, a predicted model, not a curated record
AUGGCGACUGACGAAUCCAUCGGUGAUUUUAUCAUCAUUGGUCUUGAUUUUGGGACCACAUAUUCGGGAAUAGCUUGGACUUAUUCAAAGGACCCCCAAGAUAUCAAUGUUGUCAGGAACUGGAACGCAGAGUUCAGUCAUUGCUCAGAAAACAUAAAGGCACCAACCCAAUUGUUUUACAGCGGCGACAGAGACCCUUUUUGGGGUUAUUCUAUACCUGCCGAGAAUGAUGCUCUGAAGUGGUUCAAGCUUCUGAUUCUCGAUGAAGAGUACAUCUCUGCUCAUGUGGGCAGUUCUUCUCACCUUCAAUACGCCAGAGAGCUCUUGAAGACCAUGAAGAAGGAUCCCAUCGAAGUUAUUGCGUGCUUCUUGCGCAAGAUCUGGAACCACGCAAUUGAUUCCAUUACUAGCUGCAUUGGGCCUCAACUACUGAAGAAGUCGAGAUUCCACGUAGUGGUUACACACCCCGCCAUCUGGCCUCCCUACGCACAGCAACGUAUGAAGCAGGCUGCCAAAGCUUCCGGCAUUCUCGAUCCUAGACCCUGCGGCGACACUAUAGUUUGCUUUAUCUCCGAGCCGGAAGCGGCAGCGCUGGCUACCAUGAGGGAUCUUUCGAAAAUAUUAACUAUGGAGGCGGAGGACACUGUGAUCAUAUGUGAUGCUGGAGGCGGCACAGUGAAGGAUCUAUGCAGCUAUGUGGUUAAGUCCACCGAACCGGUUGUGGUUCAAGAAUGCGUCAAAGGCGACGGUGUAAGUCUUGCAGAUCAGAAUGUGUUUCUGAAUGAUAAAUGGGAGCACAAUAUCAAGAAACAGUUCUUGAACGACAACCGCAGGACUUGGCUAGUUGAGUUGCCUGUCAGCAGCAGCGGUUCAAUUUCUGACAGAAGGCGACGAAAGAUACUUCAGCUUAGUUCGGAUGAUAUCUUCACUGUUUUUGAUCCCAUUAUUAGUAAGAUCGAGGCACUUGUUCGUCGUCAAAACGGUGCUAUUCAAUCGAAAUACGGCAAGCCAGCCAAGUACAUUAUCCUGGUUGGUGGACUCGGUCGUAAUUCCUUCCUUUUCAACAGACUUCAGGAUAAAUUCAAGGCGACGGUGCUACAAUCCCCAGAAGACAAACCCUGGACGGCAAUUUGUCGCGGUGCCGUCAUGCGUGGCAUCACUAGCCACAGGCUUUCAGCAAGUCUUGGAGUAGAGAUUGGCUCCCGAGUUGCCCGAAGAAGCUACGGGGUAUUGACAGACAUCCCAUUUCGUCCAGACGAGCAUCUUGAAUCCGAAAAGUUCUGGUCAAACGACAGUCAGAUGUGGCGGGUUCCCGGCUAUAUGCAAUGGUUCGUGUACAAGGGAGACAAUAUGCUUACGGAGGGUCUGGUUCGACGCAAAUUUGGGCAACUAUGUUCUGAAAACACUGGUCGUGUCCAUCAGAUCAUCUUCGCUUGCUCUAAGUACCCUCCGCCCAACGUACGUGACGGAACUGUUCAGCAGCUGUGUGUGAUUCAAUGGACACGCACCAUAAACGUCGGGUUGCUCCCAACAUACACCGACUCCCUUGGGAAAGUCUCUCAUAGGCUUGAAUACGAGGUCGAAAUGACUUGUAAAGACGGAACCGCGGAAUUCACGGUUUAUUUUGAGGGCCAACGCGUUGGUGCCAACAACGUUGAAGUCUAG